Molecule: messenger RNA, 2998 nt
Organism: Jaculus jaculus (lesser Egyptian jerboa)
Lineage: Eukaryota; Metazoa; Chordata; Mammalia; Rodentia; Dipodidae
Gene: Rbm15b
Product: RNA binding motif protein 15B
Exons: 1
Coding region: 1-2676 (891 amino acids)
Biological process (GO): regulation of alternative mRNA splicing, via spliceosome
Cellular component (GO): nucleus
Molecular function (GO): mRNA binding
Source: RefSeq, a predicted model, not a curated record
AUGAAGCGGCAGAACGAGCGAGACUCGAGCCCCAGCGGGCGUGGCUCGUCGUCGUCCGCCAAGCGGCCGCGCGAGCGCGAACGGGAGGCCGAGGCGGGCGGGCGGCGGGCGGCGCACAAGGCCUCCGGCGGCGCCAAGCACCCGGUUCCAGCGCGGGCCCGUGACAAACCCCGCGGCAGCGGCGGGGGCGGCGGAGGCGGGCAUCGCGACGGCCGCGGUGCGGGGGAUGCGAACCACCGCGCGGGCGGCGGGCGCUCCUCGGGCGCCGGCGGCGGAGGACGCGCGGGCAAGGCCUCGGGAGAGCCGGGUGCCGGGGGCGCCUCGCCCCGCGCCUCGCCGCUGCCGCCGCCGCCGCCGCCCCCAGGGGCGGAACCCGCGGGCCCCGGCUCCACGGCCGCGCCCGAGUACAAGACGCUGCUCAUCAGCAGCCUGAGCCCCGCGCUGCCCGCCGAGCACCUCGAGGACCGGCUCUUCCACCAGUUCAAGCGCUUCGGCGAGAUCAGCCUUCGCCUGUCGCACACUCCGGAGCUGGGCCGCGUGGCCUACGUGAACUUCCGGCACCCGCAGGACGCGCGCGAGGCCCGCCAGCACGCCCUGGCCCGCCAGCUGCUGCUCUACGACCGCCCGCUCAAGGUAGAGCCCGUGUACCUGCGCGGCGGCGGCGGCGGGGGCAGCCGGCGCAGCAGCAGCAGCAGCGCCGCCACCUCCACGCCGCCCCCCGGGCCGCCCACGCCCGCCGACCCGCUCAGCUACCUGCCGCUGCACGGAGGCUAUCAGUACAAGCAGCGGUCGCUGUCCCCGGUAGCCGCCCCGCCCUUGCGGGAGCCCCGCGCGCGCCACGCCGCCGCCGCAGCCUUCGCCCUGGAUGCUGCGGCCGCCGCCGCCGUGGGGCUGUCCCGGGAGCGGGCCCUCGACUACUACGGGCUGUACGACGACCGCGGGCGUCCCUAUGGCUACCCGGCUGUGUGCGAGGAGGACCUGAUGCCCGAGGACGACCAGCGGGCCACUCGAAACCUCUUCAUCGGGAACCUGGACCACAGCGUGUCCGAGGUGGAGCUUCGGCGGGCCUUCGAGAAGUACGGCAUCAUCGAGGAGGUGGUCAUCAAGAGGCCUGCCCGCGGCCAGGGUGGUGCCUACGCCUUCCUGAAGUUCCAGAACCUGGACAUGGCGCACAGGGCUAAGGUGGCUAUGUCCGGCCGGGUGAUUGGUAGAAACCCCAUCAAGAUAGGCUACGGCAAGGCCAACCCCACCACCCGCCUCUGGGUGGGUGGCCUGGGGCCCAACACCUCACUGGCAGCCCUGGCCCGGGAGUUUGAUCGUUUUGGGAGUAUUCGGACCAUCGACCACGUGAAAGGAGACAGCUUCGCGUACAUCCAGUACGAGAGUCUGGACGCGGCCCAGGCCGCCUGUGCGAAAAUGAGGGGCUUUCCCUUGGGCGGCCCGGACCGCAGGCUGCGUGUGGAUUUUGCCAAAGCCGAGGAGACUCGCUACCCGCAGCAGUACCAGCCCACCCCUCUCCCCGUGCACUACGAGCUCCUCGCCGACGGAUACACCCGGCACCGGAACCUGGAUGCCGACCUGAGGGUGCGGGACAGGACCCCCCCACACCUUCUGUACUCGGACCGAGAGCGGACCUUUUUGGAAGGGGACUGGACCACCCUCAGUAAAAGUUCCGACCGCAGAAACAGCCUGGAGGGCUACAGCCGCUCGGUGCGCAGCCGGAGUGGUGAGCGCUGGGGGGGAGACGGGGAGCGGGGAAUGCCCAAGCCCUGGGAAGAGAGGCGUAAGCGGAGGAGCCUUUCCAGUGACCGGGGGAGGACCACGCAUUCCCCUUAUGAGGAACGGAGCAGGACCAAGGGUGGGGGACAGCUGUCUGAGCGAGGCUCGGACCGCACCCCGGAGCGCAGCCGCAAGGAGAAUCACUCCGGUGAAGGGACCAAGGAGUCAGGCAGCAACUCUCUCAGUAACAGCCGACAUGGUGCUGAGGACAGGGGCCACCAUCACCACCACCAUGAGGCUACAGACUCUUCCCACGGGAAGAAGACGAGGGAGAAUGAGCGCAAUCAUCGGACCACUGAGGCGGAGCCCAAGGCUCUCGAAGAGCCAAAAUAUGAGACCAAAAAGCUAAAGACUCUUUCAGAGUAUGCUCAGACACUGCAGCUGGGCUGGAAUGGGCUUCUAGUGUUGAAAAACAGCUGCUUCCCAACAACUAUGCACAUCCUAGAGGGGGACCAGGGAGUAAUCAGCGGUCUCCUCAAAGACCAUUCUUCUGGCAGCAAACUGACCCAGCUGAAGAUUGCCCAGCGCCUUCGCCUGGACCAGCCCAAGCUGGAUGAGGUCACACGCCGCAUCAAGCAGGGGAGCCCUAAUGGUUAUGCAGUGCUCCUAGCCACUCAGGCAAGCGCCAGUGGGCCUGGCACUGAGGGGAUGCCCGCGGUGGAGCCAGGCCUCCAGAGGAGGCUUCUCAGGAACCUGGUCUCCUACUUGAAACAGAAGCAGGCUGCGGGGGUGAUCAGCCUGCCGGUGGGCGGCUCCAAGGGCAGAGACAGCACUGGCAUGCUCUAUGCCUUCCCGCCCUGCGACUUUUCACAGCAGUACCUCCAGUCCGCACUGAGGACAUUGGGCAAGUUAGAGGAGGAACACAUGGUGAUAGUUAUAGUAAGGGACACUGCCUAGCCCACACCUGUCUUUUCCAGCUCUGUGUUUGUGUCACAAAAGCAAUUAAUUUUAAAAAUCUGAUCCCUUCUCUACCCUACUCCCUUGGUUUGAAUUCCCUCAAUGAGUUGUUUCGGUUCCUUUGGUGGGUAAUGUCCAUCACUACAACUAAGUUUUUAGCUUAGAGGGGAUUUUUUUUUUUUUAUGUAAGAAGGGACUCCUGUUACGUUGACUUCUAGUGUAUGAGAUACUGUCUGCUGUAUUCUGUAUUUUUUUAUUUUUUGACUAACUGUAUGGAAAGUUGUCAGUAAAGCCUUUGUCAAAGGAUGAAUUUUUAAUCUGA